CGUCCUAGAGAAAAGUUUCACCUUCUCAGAAGUUAUCAGUGUGACCAAGAAAUAAAAACUUAGUUUUUCUUUAGAUGUAUUAGGAUAAUUGUUCAUCCGAAAACUUCUUAAAAGAAAUCGACCUGAUAGUUUAAUGUUUGCUCAAACGAGGUUGAUUUUCUCUCUAAAUGCGAUCGUAAUUCCGAGACCUAAUAAUCAAAAACAAUGAAUUUGACUUGUGUUUGGAGGGGACUGCAACAGGAGAGUUUACUGAUAGCCUUGACUGUUCGGUAUAUGUCCACAGCCAAUAAAUUUAUUCCUCGAAUAACAAUUCCUCAGAAAAUGGUUUUGAACUUAAAUAAACAGAACAUAAGAAAUGACAGGACAAAAAGGAUUAGAAAACCCUUGAAGUUUAAAUCUCCUCUGGUGAUAUCGUGUCACCGAGAAAAGUUCAAUCACCACAAGGGUCAAACAUACAAUGAUUUCAAUCCUAAAACGUUAGCAUCUUAUGGCUGGAAGCAUCGCAAAUCAGUGGGAGACCAUUUUACUUUGAUGGACUGGAAUUCAAAUCCAGCAGUUGUUAAAAAACCAAAAUCAUUUGAAGAUCUGAAUUUAAUGAGUAGUCUAAGGGAUUACCUUUCUGAAGCAGGAUUAAGCACUCCAACAGACGUGCAGAUUCAAGCAAUUCCAGAAAUUUUACAAGGCAGCAAUGUCAUCUGUGCAGCUGAAACUGGAAGUGGUAAAACCCUGGCAUACUUGUUACCAAUUUUCCAGUUAAUUAAGCAGUAUAAUGAUGUAGUGACUAACUCCAAACAUAAGAAUUCUCCAAAGUCUAUAAUCAUAGUUCCAUCUCGAGAGCUUGCCAUCCAGAUUAUGUCUGUUAUAAAGGACCUGACAAAAAUUAUGCCUUUAGAGCCUCAGUUAAUUCUUGGAAAAGUUGGAUCAAUGGAAAAGUUGGUGUUGAAUAAUAAUAUGGACAUUCUAGUAACAACAUCUGGAGCUUUGAAAGCAAUGUUGGCAAAAAACAGGAUAAAGUUCCAUAACCUCAUGCAGCUGGUAUUAGAUGAAGCAGAUACAUUAUUGGAUGACAGCUUCCAGUCUGAUAUUGUCAGCAUCCUUAAUCACAUGAAAGCACACAUCAAAACCAUGUCACCUGCAGAUCUCAGUGCUGCUGCUUCUUCUUCUUCGUCUUCUUCUGAACAUGCAGCUAUUUCAGUGAGUGGCACUCAAAUAAUUCUUGCAGGUGCAACAUUACCAACAAGUUUGGAUGCAAAGAUUGGUAACAUUAUCCCACUAGACACCUUUACCAAAGUGACUACAGAAUAUUUGCAUCAUAUUCCACCUCACAUCAAGCAGAAAUUUGUCAGACUUUUACCUUCUGAAAAACCAGGUUUUGUAUUGAAGUUUGCCAAAAAGAAUAAGAUGUCUUCGGUGAUGUUAUUUUGCAAGGACAAUUCUAGCAGUUAUUGGUUAUACAAGUUCUUAGAGGAAAAUGGUGUAUCAGCUGCUCUGUUUAAUGGAAACGUCUUUGCUGAGGAAAGGAAAGAUAUUUAUGAGAAAUUUAUGAAUCAAGAAUUCCGUAUUCUAGUCUCUACAGACAUUGCUUCCAGAGGUUUGGAUACAACACAUGUGCAAACCGUUAUGAACUAUGAUUUCCCUCAUUUCGUCUCUGAUUACAUCCACCGUGUUGGGCGUGUUGGACGUCUUGGUUCAAAUGCAACCUCUGAAGUAAUUUCUUUAGUGGCACACAAGUAUGAAGUGGAAAUAGUAUGGUUGCUUGAAAUGGCAGCUCGGAAAAUGACCAAAGUCCAUAACGUCAAUGCAAAUAUCAAACGCAAACUUGUAGGGCGGCAUGUACAGACAGAGAGAAAAUAACUAAUUUGAAAACAUUUAAGGAUUUUGAGAAUGUGUAUGUGUGUGUGUGUGUGUGUAUGUAUAUAUAUAUAUAUUCGUGUGUAUGACAAUUUCUUGUCAAAGACGAUGUAUGAAAAAGCUGCUCAAAUAAUUUAUUUAUGGUGAUGAAAUAUGUGUGCUGUACAUUUGCUCACUCCUUCCAUCAAACCAAUGUUGCUUGAACAGGUGCACCAUACCUCACAUGUCAUUGGACUAAUUACAGAGCAAUGUGAAAGGAAGUGUUUUGCUCAAGAACACAACGCACUACCUGGUCCAAGAAUUGAAAUCACAAUUUAACGAUCGUGUGUGCAACACCCUAACCACUGGGCCAUGUGCCCUCACAUAUAUACCUUAGGACUCUCAUUGAUUUGGCAUAUGGGGGCUCAGCAAGCCAGCUACAUCAUGUUCUCAAAGUGUGAUGGUGUUGGUGUCUCAUUCUGCUGAACAGCCUGUGUGAUGAAUAUUAUUAUAGUGUGGGCAAAGUUUUUGCAGAGCCAGUUCCACUCUCAUCUUUCAAACUUGUACUGGUUUGGUGCAACAAAAGCCCAGUGGUUACCCGGAUGCAGGAUUAGUAUGGAAUUACCUUCUCAUAGAUGAGCAGUUAAAAACCUGAAAGGCCCUGGGUUUGUUAAAUGGCCUGUGAGUGACAUUCUUCCAAUGACAUGCUAAUUAACCCAUAGUGGAGGCCCUGGCAAGUGCUACUACUCCAAGUUAGAGUAAAAAUUAAGAGAUGGUUCCACACUUCUUGGAACCCUUAAGCCCCUCUACUUAAUGCAGUUUAAAGUAACACCAAGGACUCUGUGUUUGUGUAAUAUACACAUGCACACAAAAUAAAUUCUUUUUAAAACAAGCUUA
This is a messenger RNA of Octopus bimaculoides (California two-spot octopus), 2727 nucleotides long. Its product is annotated as putative ATP-dependent RNA helicase DDX28. The record is from RefSeq and is a predicted model, not a curated record. Gene Ontology annotation, molecular function: nucleic acid binding; RNA helicase activity; ATP binding. Gene Ontology annotation, cellular component: cytosol. Lineage: Eukaryota; Metazoa; Mollusca; Cephalopoda; Octopoda; Octopodidae.